AUGUCACGUGUGCAGCAGCGGCUCUCUGGCUUGCAGAAAGCUGGAUAUGUGGACCCGGAUGACGAGCGCAUUCAGAAGGGGCAGCGGCAGCUCAUUGAAGAGUCUGCAAAAUGGAAAGGACCAGGUCACAAGGAACGCCAACAAGAGCGGGAAGUCCGAAAAGCAAUGAAGAACCGAGCUAAGCAGCCCCAGGAGAAGGCCUCUUGGAAGCAGCAGGCUGCCGGCUGGUUCUUCAUCUUGUUCAUGUGUGGCAUAGGCUUCUUUUCGUUCCUGUUCUCAAUCUCCGACAUGAUUAUUGGCAAUGGUGUUGUCACGCUUGACGUGCAAGACACCGCAAAAUUAAAGAAAGUGCUCUUCGGUGGAGAUCCCUGGCUCGUCUACUGCAUAAACGAUGAGACUGUCAAUCACCGCUUGCCACAAAUUCUGGAGGAAUCUGCCAGAAGUCUUUGGCGGAGCUUGGGGUUGAGUGUUGGCAUUCUUCGGUGUUGGGACCAGACUUCUAGUGGUCGAAGCGUGGCCCAGCGGUUCAGCCUUAGCCUGAAGCCACCUUUGUCCUUCGUUGUCGCCAAUGGCAACAAGCCGCGACCUCUCCAUCUUACUGGAAUUUCAAAAGUCGAGGACCUGGAGAAGCGACUAAAGCCUGCUCUCGUUUUGGAGUCUUGUCUCAUUUUGCCAGCCAUGUUGCGUCAUGUCAGCCUAUCUCACUGCAUUGACAUAUCCUAUGCCAUGAAGCAAGAUGUGACCAGCAUACUGGAAAACAGCAUAUGA
This is a messenger RNA of Symbiodinium necroappetens, 768 nucleotides long. NCBI's taxonomy places the organism in Eukaryota, Dinophyceae, Suessiales, Symbiodiniaceae. The record is from the annotation of a GenBank genome assembly.